This is a messenger RNA of Camellia sinensis, 1415 nucleotides long. RefSeq names its product protein PHR1-LIKE 3. Gene Ontology annotation, molecular function: DNA-binding transcription factor activity; DNA binding. NCBI's taxonomy places the organism in Eukaryota, Viridiplantae, Streptophyta, Magnoliopsida, Ericales, Theaceae. The record is from RefSeq and is a predicted model, not a curated record.
UAGUCUUGCCAAUAGCAACAAAUACCACACCACAGCACAGUACUCUCCUCUCUCUCUCUCUCUCUCUCUCUGGCUAGAGAGAGAAACCAACACAGAAAGACAGAGACACAUCUCCAUCUAUGUCUGGUCUCUCUCUCUCUCCCCCCUUCAAUAUAUGAUAUAUGUAUGUAUGUCUUUGUUCUCUUCUUCCCACUACUAACUACAUCCGUUUAAACCACAUUCUCUGACUGAAUAGUGAUAAAACCCAAUUUAUAUAUCCCUUCAUCAUUCACUUAAACAUUUUGGGUUUUACGACACUUUCUCGGGAAAAUCUUUGCUGGGUGGGUGGUGAUUUUCCUGGAAAAUGUACUCGGCGAUUCAUUCGCUUCCGCUGGAUGGCGGUGUGGGGGUUCACGGUGACUUCCAGGGCGCUCUGGACGGGACCAAUCUGCCUGCGGACGCGUGCUUGGUGUUGACCACGGAUCCGAAGCCCCGCCUUCGCUGGACUUCGGAGCUUCAUGAGAGAUUUGUUGAUGCUGUCACUCAGCUUGGUGGACCUGACAAAGCAACACCAAAGACAAUUAUGAGAACAAUGGGAGUAAAAGGACUUACCCUUUAUCACUUGAAGUCACAUCUUCAGAAGUAUCGUCUGGGAAAGCAGUCUUGCAAGGAUUUACUGGACAACUCUAAAGAUGUAGGGAUUGCAGCGUCUUGCAUUGCAGAGACUCAGGACACUGGUUCAUCGACAUCAUCUUCAUCAAAAAUAGCUCAAGACUUAAAUGAUGGAUACCAGGUUACUGAGGCUUUGCGAGUACAGAUGGAAGUCCAAAGAAGACUGCAUGACCAGUUGGAGGUUCAGCGUCGCCUCCAACUUAGGAUUGAAGCUCAAGGCAAGUAUCUGCAAUCUAUCCUAGAGAAAGCUUGUAGAGCUCUCAGUGACCAGGCUGCUGCCACUGCUGGGCUUGAAGCUGCCAGGGAAGAGCUCUCAGAACUGGCAAUCAACGUUUCAAACGACUGUAAUGGGAUGGUCCAUGUUGAGACCCCAAAUUUGCCCUCUUUUUCUGUACUCGCUUCCUCUUUAGAAAACAGGAAUGCUUCCAAUUUGCCUGCUCGGUUUGGCGACUGCUCUGUUGAUAACUGCUUGACAACCUCAAAUGUAGGGCCUGUUUCUCCAAUGGGUCUGGCACUGAAAAAGAGACCAAGGCCCUUGUUUGGCAAUGGAGACUCCAUGCUGCCGGCAUUUCUGCCUCAGUAAUAAAUCUUCUAUUUUUUUUUUCUUCCUCCUUUUCUUGUUUAUUUGUUUUACCUUAUGCAUGUAGUUGAUCUAAAUGACUAGUCUGUAUUGCCAACUGAAACACCAGUGGUUUGUAUAUUCUCAAAGAAGAUAUUUGAGUUUGGAAUUAGCUUAUUAGUCAAUUUGAUUGGCCUCUCUUAAA